UGCACCCUUGUGCAUGCUACCAAACACCCCCGAAGUGUUUCCCCUCUCGUCUCAAUCCCCGUAAGCAGAGCGCCACAGCCACCGCGCCAUGGAGGACGGGCCUUCGGAUUUCAGCGACUGGGAGGUGCUCUCUGCAGCCUCGGGGGUCGGACGCGAUGACCCCGUCCUUGUGUGCGGGGAAGGCGGCGACGUCCUCCACGACCACUUCGCCCUCGACUCCUCUUCCUCCACCGGCUUCUCCGGCGAGGAUUCGUGGUCGGAGGCUGCCUCCGACGACGUGGAAAUUGAAUCCGGUUUAGAAUCAGUGGACAGAUUUUGUUCUGCUAUGCAAGAGCAGUCGGAUCUUAUUGGGUUGGUGGAUUCCAGCGCACAGUUGCAAUUAGGCGGGAUUGAUGUGACUGCACAAGCCUCGCCGGUCCUUAUAGCCUCCGUGGCAUGUGGUGGGGGCGCACAGGAGAAGCAAACUGAGGGGCUAAGUUGCGGCGAGUUUGAUUCGAUUCCGCAAGCCGCGCUUCAAGGGUCGGAGGGAAUUUUGGACUCCCAUGCAGCUGCGGUCGCCGGUUUAAGACUCCAGAUAAAACUAUCAGAGAAUUCUAGUUUGCAGUUGGAAGAUGGAGGGGCUGAUGCCAUUAGCGAAAGCUCUGUUCUUCAAGCUGCUGCAACAAGCGAUGCAAUGCAGACUCUGCAGGAAGAGCCGGAUCAAGGGAAGGAUGCUAGUGCCGGUUGCGCUGAACCUGUUGGCGAUGACAAGGAUGGUUCUCCCCCUCUAGUUGCAGCUGCAGCUCCGGUCACUGAUGAUGGAGAGAGGAAAGUGGUUGUAUGGUGGAGGCUAACGUUCAGGUUCAUCCAUUACUGUGCUUGGAAAGUGAGUCCGGUUUGGCCGAUCUCCAUUGCUGCAGCAUUGCUGGGGAUAGUUGUGCUCGGGAGGAGGAUGUAUAGGAUGAAGCGCAAGACCCAGGGCCUUCCCCAGAUUAAGAUCGCAUUUGAUGAUAAGAGGGCCUCCCAGUUUGAAGACCGCGCAGCACGUCUCAACGAGGCCUUCUUGAUCGUGAAACGUGUACCAGCUCUAAGAAGUUUGUCUGGUGCUGCACUCCCUUGGUCAAUGAUGCAAGAGAGAUAGUCAGCCUUCUUGAAGCGCCAUAAGAAGAUCUCCCAGUUGGAUUAGCCAACAGGAAUGCAUGAUAAAAUAAAAUUCUAGAUUGGUCAUAUCUUGGUACUGUUUUCUUGGUGAAGCAUCGAGGAUGUUGAUGUCGAUGCCUAAUCAGAUAUAUAUACUGUUAGCCUAGUGCACUACAACACUUUUCGUCUUAUGUGUAAAAAAAGGUUUCUCUUAUUUUUUCAUUUUUUUUCAUUCGUGUUUAGUACUAGGUUUUAUAAGUCUGUAUGUGAGUCCUGAAUGUGUUAUUACUCCGGACAUAUGUUUUAGAGUUAAAUGCAGUGGAGGUCCUAAAAGUUU
Messenger RNA from Hordeum vulgare subsp. vulgare (domesticated barley), 1456 nucleotides. RefSeq lists its product as uncharacterized. The record is from RefSeq and is a predicted model, not a curated record. The transcript has 2 exons. Lineage: Eukaryota; Viridiplantae; Streptophyta; Magnoliopsida; Poales; Poaceae. The coding region runs from base 89 to 1120 and encodes 343 amino acids.